GUAACCAUCGUAUACGGCUUGUAUUUGUUUUUUAGAGAAAUUUUGAAUUUAUGAUUCAACGACUGUCAGUUACGAAUAAUUAAUUUAAAUUUUAUUAGCGUCACUUUUGUAAACUCAACCAUUACUUCGAAUCAACGUAAAAAUACAUAAAUAGUUUACACCUGGUUAAGCAAAUCACAGGAUGGUUUAGUGUAGAAUGGUCAACAUAAUUUAUAAUUUUAAAUAAAUAAUUGUAUAAUUAUAUAAUUUUGAAUAUUUGAUAAGAAGCCAGGUGUUAAUUAAAUGUUCGCAGUUUUUGUAAUAAGCAAGCACUAUUUUGUUGGUUAGUGUAUUUUAAACUCGUAGUGAUUGCUAAUUUUAUAUUAAUCGACUUUGGUAUUAAUAGUAAAGUUUUAUCUGUACAAUAUUUUUUUUCGAUACACACUCUAUUUAUAGAGAAUUUUCUAUUAACAUUUUCGAAACUUCAAAGAAUACAGAACACAUGUGUAUCUUGACAAAACAGUCGAGAUUAUUGGUCGAUGAUUCGAAGUCUGUUUGGGAUUGGUUGCUUUUGUAAAUGACAGUUACAGUGAAGUGAUCUGUUUUCAGUAUAUAAAUCGCAUUGUAUGUUACAAAUUUAUUUACACCAUAGAUUACUAAUUUGGCGAACAUACUCCUUGCAGCUUGCAUAUUUAUGAAUUUCUAAUUCUAAGGAUUAAAUCUAACCUUGAAUAUACUGUGUAUUUUAUACCAUUUCGAUUCUUUGAAAACAUACUUUGUAAUACAUCGGAGAAUAUUGUUUUAUUUGAUACUACAAAUGAUAAUUUAUCAAAUGACUUAAAAGCAAAUUUUAAACUGUAAGUUAAACUUCUUCCAACAAAUUUUUGAGUAACCGAUAUUCCUAAUAUAAAAGAAGUACGAAAAAUAUAAGUGAAACGUUUAAAAUACCAUAUAGAAAAUUUUAAACAUUACAUUGAAUGUACGUAAUUUUGUGACACGUUGCGUUUUGACACAUAACCAAUAAAUGUCUCUACGAAUUAAAAUAUAAUUUGAAUUGGAACAAAGUCACAAUGAAUGAAAACGAACAAAUGCCACAAACAUUGCAUGUGUCUUGUGGCAAUUCUAAUGCAUCAAACGAACAAGUUUUUCAUGCUGUUUAUAUACCUGAGAAAAAUGUCAUAACAGAAAAUAACAUGAAAGACAAUGUUCGAGUUUAUCUGGAUAAAGCAGAAGCAUUGAAAAUAAUUAAAGAGUUCAAAACUGGUCGUCUGAAAUCGUUUAAGAAACGCUCAGAAGCUGAAGAAUAUGCUAAGAAUGGUUUUGAAAAAGUACCAUGUAAUAAUAAUUCUUCCACACCUACAGCAGUACCUGUAAUAGAGGAAAAAUCAAAUAACUUUAAAGCUCCGAGAUCACAGGAUCUGGUAAGCUUUAGAAAGUUAAUUAAGGAUGGUGAUUUAAAUGCUGUGAAAACUACUAUAUGGGAAAAUCCACGGUACUUAAUUGGUAGUGGAGAUACACCUGCAAUUUUACAAGAAGGGUGUCGUUACAAUGCAUUGCAUAUUGCAGUCAGAGCAGAUAAACCAGACAUGUGUGAGUUAAUAUUAAACACUGUUGGAAAUGCUGAAUUCAUAAAGUUACUUUAUGGUGAUGAGUGCAAGAGUUAUGUGGAUCGUGCACAAAUCAUGUUAGAUUUGUAUUUAAAUACACCAGAUAAAGGACUGAAUGAAACGCCGUUACAUUUUGCAGUUAAAUUUGGUUUGAAAGAUGUAGUCAAAGUUCUCGUUUCAUAUCCGUGUUGUGUAAAAACAUUACCAAACAAGUAUAAACAGCUACCAAUAGAUAUAAUAUGUAGCAGAAUAUAUCAAAAAGCUGAAGAAUUGAAAAAAGAGAUACGUUUUUUAUUAGAAGAUCAGUAUUACGUACCUGUACUAAGAUCCGAAGACAAUACGUUACAACCCGUUAUUGGUGAACCUUUUUCUCCAACUAGCCCACUGAAUAUACAGACGGAUCCAAUAAGUCCACGUUUAGAAGUACGUGCAUUUGCAGGACCAAUGACUAAAUCUUGUGCAGUAGAAUUUAGAAAAAAAUGGAAAACGCCUACACGUCUUCGGAUGACUCCAGUUAAAAGAAUUACUGAAGAUGAAUUUAAUUUCGUCAGCCCUAUUAAUAAUUUAUCCUUAAGGUUACAAGAUACAGAAAAGGGACUUGAACGAGUUGGAAGAGACUUGGCGGAAGAAUAUCAAGUAUCAUGGAAAGAAUUUUGGCCA
Messenger RNA from Nomia melanderi (Alkali bee), 2246 nucleotides. The record is from RefSeq and is a predicted model, not a curated record. Lineage: Eukaryota; Metazoa; Arthropoda; Insecta; Hymenoptera; Halictidae.